UCCCAGUAGAAGAAGCAGUCAGUUCUCUGUGAUAGAAGGUGUCUGGUCACCACCGCAGCAAGUCUGCCCAGAAGACACCCUCCCUUCCCCGGGUACCUCGACCAAGACUUUCCCUACCCCCCUGGUGUUCUCGGCCCGCUGUGUUCGGCCAUGGCGACGAGCGCGAAGCGAAAGCAGGAGGAGACUCAUCUGAAGAUGCUCCGGGAAAUGACCAGCCUGCCCGCGAAUAGGAAAUGCUUCGACUGCGACCAGCGCGGCCCGACCUAUGUCAACAUGACGGUGGGCUCCUUCGUCUGCACCACCUGCUCCGGCAUCCUGCGAGGACUGAACCCUCCACACAGAGUGAAGUCCAUCUCUAUGACCACAUUUACACAGCAGGAAAUUGAGUUCCUACAAAAACACAGCAAUGAGGUCUGUAAACACAUCUGGUUAGGCCUCUAUGACGACAGGACAUCAGUUGUUCCAGAUUUCCGAGAACCACAGAAAGUAAAAGAGUUCCUUCAGGAAAAAUACGAGAAGAAAAGAUGGUAUGUUCCUCCAGACCAGGCAAGAGCAGUAGCAAGCGUCCAGGGCUCUGUGUCCGGCUCCUCGGCCAGCAGCACUGGCAGCACCCCGGAAGUGAAACCCCUCAAAGCCCUGCAGCUCAACAAGACACCUCUGCGCCAGUCUCCAGGGCUAAGUCGUUCGCAAGCUCAUAGUGCCGCUCAGGAGAAGAAGUUUGAUCUGCUCUCAGAUCUGGGAGGAGACAUCUUCGCUGCUCCACCCACUCAAAAUGCCAGCUCUACAAACUUUGCCAACUUUGCACAUUUUCCAAGCCAGUCAGCACCUCAGGGUAAUUCAGACACCAACUUUGCCAACUUUGAUGCAUUUGGAAACACUGAAAUUCCAUCCCAUCUGAGCACGUCACCCCCCUCAAAGUCCUUUUCAUCAGGCGGAGGUGUGCCAAUCCCAUCAGUGUCUAGGGCCAUCCCUAUUCAGUGCCACACAGGGAGUGGCUCAGAGGACCGCUAUGCUGCUCUGGCUGAGUUAGACAACAAGCUCAGCUCCUCUGUGUCCUCAGGCAGUGGGAACAUUUUUGGACCGGUGCUUGGUUCAUCGCCAGCCCAGAAUGCACCUGUGUUACCCACACUGCAGCCUGGCUUUGGAGCCACAAAUCCCUUUGUUGCUGCAGCUGUUGCCCCGGAGAUGGCCACCAACCCUUUCCAGGCCAAUGGCAGAGCUCCAGCUGCAGCUUCGUUUGGUCCUGGCUCUAUGAGCAUGCCCGCCGGCUUUGGGAAUGCGUCUUCCUACUGCCUCCCGACCAGUUUCAGUGGAAACUUCCAGCAGCAAUUCCCCGGCCAGGCCCCCAUCCCUUACCCUCAACCGGGGGCCUACCACCCUCAGUCAAAUGGCCCUGCAUUCCCAGGCUACAGUCAGAACAAGCCCUCCAUGACGCCCUUUGGGCAGCCCAUGGCUGGCCCUGGCAUGUCCAAUAACCCCUUCAUGGCGGGAGCUCCAGGGGCAUUUCCUUUAGGAGGUUCGUCCACCAAUCCUUUCCUGUAGCACACCCCAAGGAUCUCGCCACCAGAGGGCAGCAUGCAGCACAUACUCAACUCACCGUUCCACACCAAUAGUGGCAGUACAUUUCUUUAAAAAAGACUCAUAAAAACGUUUACAACACUAUGAAGGAGUACAAAGGACUAUAUUGAAGCCUAAUGGACUGUUCUGCUGGGUUUAUUGUUUGGACUAUAUACAUUAUAUGCUUUUUUUUAUUUUUGUUUAUGACUGUAAGCUCUGUGCAUAUCAUUUGUAAUCGCAAUUAAGUAGUUGUAACGUAUAACAGAGUUAAAAAAGGUGAGUAUACACACACCUUGUGGAAGACAAAAACCACUACAAGCUAUGUAAGGGUAUACACUUUAAAGAUAAUUAACAGGGUUCCAUCCAAAUCCAUGAUUUGUUGUUUGAAGCAGCAAUGAGGAUCUGAGCAUUUUAUCAUCAAAAAGGGAUUUAUAUCUGUUAUUUUAGCAUAAUUGCUACUAUAUUGGCAUUAAAGUGCAAAACUGUC
Molecule: messenger RNA, 2044 nt
Organism: Pleuronectes platessa (European plaice)
Lineage: Eukaryota; Metazoa; Chordata; Actinopteri; Pleuronectiformes; Pleuronectidae
Gene: agfg1b
Product: ArfGAP with FG repeats 1b
Exons: 12
Coding region: 151-1542 (463 amino acids)
Molecular function (GO): GTPase activator activity
Source: RefSeq, a predicted model, not a curated record